ACCAGGCUCGAACCCUGAACGGACCGAAUCGUUUUUUUUCUAAAAUCUUUUUUUGUUCAUUAUUGCUUAAAACUCACCAAAAUUGCUAAGGGAACCAUCGCAAAACAUCAGAAAAAAUUUCUGCUAUAAGAAUUUCAUAAGAAUUCAAUAAGAAACUAAUAAGAACUCUUAUCACUUUCUUAUGAAAUUCUUAUAAGAUUCUUACUCGAUUCUUAUCUGAUUCUUACGAAAUUCGUGCAACUUUCGUGCCACUUCUUAUAUACGAAUCUGAUAAGAAUCGGAUAAGAUUCUUAGGAAAAGCAGACAAUAAGCUGGCAAGAUCUUUACCAGAUUCCCGUCCAAUUCUUACAUAAGAAUUGACGACUAGGGAGAGAACUCUGAAUUAUAAACACUGAUCUAUUCAUCAGACGGAAAGUAAGCAGCAUAUUAUGGACUUUCUUCAAACACUCACAAGCUUUCUCUUAAAGACUGUACAAUAUUCUGUAUGAUCAAUCCGUAAAAAUCGUUGCCCUACUUUGUCACAAUACGAGCCCGAGCCCCAACUGUACCUAAAACGAUAUCAUGUGUCAUUUGAGCCAACUUUUCCUUAGAACCAGAGAAAAACUCAAUGAGUAUUGGAUAUAAAAAUAUUCGUGAAAAAUAUUCUGUAUAAAUGACAUAAUGGCUCAUUCCUAAUAAUUAAAGUACGAUGUUCAGCGAAGCUAUGUGUCAUUUAUUAAUUUGACAAAUAGUGCUUUUGUGACUGUUUGGAGACAUCGAUGUUGUGCUUAACUAUGUUUUUUUAAAUAUACAUAUUUAGAAACAUAGCUGUUCUUGCAGUAUUUUUACUUUGAAGACUAUCUCAUAUACGUAAGGCUGUAGGAUCAGAUGUAUUCAUUUUUCACAAACGACACAAAUGUAGUAUAGUAGAUAUUUAGUCGGAUCUGUGCACGAGCAAAAGUGAAAGAAUUUUCUUUUGAAGAAACGUGGUUAGUUUCUGUCAUAAGUCUAAUGUUUCACUACAAGGAGAAGAAUCUUCUCUGUGGACGAAAUGAAUAUACGUCCACUUUUCUCUAGUAAUACACUGGCUCUACUGUACAUACGUAGUUUACACGUAUAUGAUCAUAGUUUUGACAAAAGAAAAACAUAGAAAAUUUUUCUACAACAAAGAAGUGUAGAGACAUACAUAGAAUAAAAUAUAGUCUAUAGAUUAGAUAAAUAGUUGCUGUGACUUUCGAUUUCUUCUUGCAGAUCUUGACUUGUGAAUUAUUAAAAAAAUUGUUUUUGAGAAAAAGAAUGUCGUUCAAUUUGAUUGUCAUAUUUAUAACGAUUAUUUAUGCUGUUUUAUUGCGAUUGCUCGGUCAGUAAAUUUACUUGUUUUUGUGAUCGUAUGCGCUACGUGUUGUAUUAUUUGUUUCUUACAGAUGCUUUUGUGAGUAUCGUAGAAGACACUCACAGUAUUUUCAGAUUAAUUUUAAUUUUUACAAUCAUUGGAUGUGGGUGGAUCAUCAUUCAGUGGAUCGAGAACGCCCAUGUAGCGAAUUGGUAUGAAGAACUUCAAGUUAUAGGAGGUAUUGCGGAUGAAGAAUAUAUUCGGGAUGGAGAUCGUCAAGUUGAAGAAGGUAUUCGGGAUGAAGAUCGUCCCCAGGCCGUGCAAAAUGAGAUAAAAAUUAGCCAUGAAUGA
This is a messenger RNA of Didymodactylos carnosus, 1663 nucleotides long. The record is from the annotation of a GenBank genome assembly. Lineage: Eukaryota; Metazoa; Rotifera; Eurotatoria; Philodinida; Philodinidae.